GUCCGCGCCGGGCGUGCGGCGCUGCCAGCGAGGGGGGUUACGAGGCGGCGCCUGGGCUCGCCUCGCCUCCGCCCUCUGUGAGCUGUGUGAGAGAGGGAGAAAGCGACUGGGCGGGCGGGGUGCGGAGGCCGCUCCCGCCGUGGCCUCCCUCCCUGCUUCCCUGCGCUCGCCGCUGGGCGUGUGCCCGGCCCCGGUGCUGCGUGACCGCGCGGUACGGGCGGCGGCGUGUGGGUGCGGGGACUUGCCUUGUGUGGCGACGGAGGAACAACACCGCGGCAGACGCCGGGGCUGCGGGGAGGGCGCUGCCGCCGCCGCCGGUUGCCGAGAGAUGUGAGGGGGGAGUCCCCCCUGGGCCCUCCCCCCGGAGCCGCCUGCUCUCCCUCCCCCCCUCUUUCCCCUCACUCAUCCCCGCCCCGCCAUGCCGGACCAGAUCUCCGUGUCGGAAUUCGUGUCCGAGACCAAUGAGGAUUACAAGUCACCCACCGCCUCCAACUUCACCACCCGGAUGGCCCAGUGCAGGAACACGGUGGCGGCCAUCGAGGAGGCCCUGGAUGUUGACAGGACUGUCCUCUACAAGAUGAAGAAGUCUGUCAAAGCCAUAAACAUAUCUGGUCUGGCCCACGUGGAAAAUGAGGAGCAGUACACACAGGCACUGGAGAAGUUCGGAGGCAACUGCGUCUGCAGGGAUGACCCUGACCUGGGGACAGCCUUCCUCAAGUUCUCUGUGUUCACAAAGGAGCUAACUGCACUCUUCAAGAACCUGAUUCAGAACAUGAACAACAUCAUCACUUUUCCACUGGACAGUUUGCUGAAGGGAGAUCUGAAGGGAGUGAAAGGGGACCUGAAGAAGCCCUUUGAUAAAGCCUGGAAGGACUACGAGACGAAAGUCACAAAGAUAGAGAAGGAGAAAAAAGAGCAUGCAAAGCUGCAUGGCAUGAUCCGCACUGAGAUCAGCGGAGCCGAAAUUGCCGAGGAGAUGGAGAAGGAGAGGAGGUUCUUCCAGCUGCAGAUGUGUGAGUACCUGCUGAAAGUCAAUGAAAUCAAGAUAAAGAAAGGAGUGGACUUGCUCCAGAACUUGAUCAAGUAUUUCCAUGCUCAGUGCAAUUUCUUUCAGGAUGGGCUGAAAGCAGUGGAAAGCCUCAAGCCUUCCAUCGAGACGCUCUCCACAGACCUUUACACAAUUAAACAAGCACAGGAUGAGGAAAGGAGGCAAUUAACACAGCUCAGAGACAUUUUGAAGUCAGCACUCCAGGUUGAUCAGAAAGAGGACUCCCAGCUCCGCCAGAGCACAGCUUACAGCUUACACCAGCCUCAAGGAAACAAGGAGCAUGGCACUGAGAGGAGUGGCAGCCUCUACAAGAAGAGUGAUGGAAUCAGAAAAGUGUGGCAGAAGAGGAAGUGCUCAGUUAAAAAUGGUUUUCUUACCAUUUCCCAUGGUACAGCCAACCGACCCCCGGCAAAGCUCAACCUCCUGACCUGCCAAGUGAAGACCAACCCCGAGGAGAAGAAGUGUUUUGACCUCAUAUCACACGACAGGACCUACCACUUCCAGGCAGAGGAUGAGCAGGAGUGUCAAAUAUGGACAUCUGUGCUACAAAACAGCAAAGAGGAAGCUUUAAAUAAUGCAUUCAAAGGAGAUGAUAACACAGGAGAAAAUAAUAUUGUCCAGGAACUGACAAAAGAAAUUAUAUCUGAAGUCCAGAGGAUGACUGGAAAUGAUGUGUGUUGUGACUGUGGAGCACAAGAUCCUACCUGGCUUUCAACCAAUUUGGGAAUUCUAACUUGCAUUGAGUGCUCAGGAAUCCAUAGAGAGCUUGGUGUUCACUACUCCAGAAUGCAGUCACUCACGUUAGAUGUGCUGGGAACAUCUGAACUUCUGCUUGCAAAGAACAUUGGGAAUGCUGGGUUUAAUGAGAUCAUGGAAUUCUGCCUGCCAGCUGAUGAGGUGGUCAAGCCUAAUCCCAGCAGUGAUAUGAAUGCCAGGAAAGAUUACAUCACUGCCAAGUACAUUGAGAGGAAGUAUGCCAGGAAGAAACAGACUGACAGUGCAGCAAAGCUGCAUGCCCUGUGUGAGGCAGUCAAGUCGAGAGACAUCCUGGGCUUAGUCCAAGUCUAUGCUGAUGGUGUGGACCUCACCGAGAAGAUUCCCCUGGCCAAUGGCCACGAGCAAGAUGAGACAGCUCUGCACCUUGCUGUGAGGUCAGUCGACAGAACCUCCCUUCACAUCGUUGACUUCUUAGUGCAGAACAGUGGCAACCUGGACAAGCAGACAUGCAAAGGCAGCACAGCCCUGCACUACUGCUGCCUGACAGACAACGUGGAGUGCCUCAAGCUGCUGCUCAGAGGGAAGGCCUCUAUUGAAAUAGCCAAUGAAGCAGGAGAGACUCCACUGGACAUAGCCAAACGUUUAAAGCACACUCACUGUGAAGAGCUGCUGACUCAGGCACUGUCUGGAAGAUUCAAUUCCCAUGUUCAUGUGGAGUAUGAGUGGCGCUUACUGCAUGAAGACCUGGAUGAGAGCGAUGAUGAUGUGGAUGAGAAGCUGCAGCAACCCAGCCCCAACCGCCGUGAGGACAGACCUGUCAGCUUCUACCAGCUGGGCUCCAGCCAGCUGCAGCCCAGCACAGCUUCCCUGGCCAGGGAUGCAGCCAGCAUGGCCAAGGAGAAGCAGAGAAGCUUCCUGCCCAGCCUGCUGCAGAACGAGACCUAUGGAGCCAUCCUCAGCGGCAGCCCUCCCGGCCAGCCUGCAGGCCCUGCCACGAGCACUGCUCCUCCUCUGCCUCCAAGGAACAUUGGCAAAGUUCAGCCUUCAGUUCUUGGCAGUGGUAUUCAGACAAUUUCUUCAUCUAAUGCAGUGUGGAAGACAAAUUCUUUAGGAGUGGAGAGUAUAAGCAGGCAGAGGUCCUCAUCAGAUCCUCCAGCUAUCCAUGCCCCCGUGCCGCCCUUGCGUGUCACCUCGACAAAUGUGCUGUCUGCAGCACCCCCACCUCCCGUGGCCAAGACAGCCAGCAUCAUGGAAGCCUUGAGCCAGCAGUCGAAGCAGCAGGCAGCUGCUCCCCAGGGCAAGCCAGCGCCUCCCCCGCUGCCCCCGCAGCCGCCCAGCAGGGGCCCGCAGAGGAAGCCUCUGGCUGGGCCUGAGAAGUCAUCAGCCUUAACCAACAAAGGGCAGUCCAGAGGACUUGGGGCUCUGCAGCCAACUGCAGCAGAGUCAUCUUCAGCCUGUGACAUUCCAGUACCACAGACAGGUUCUACAGCCAACCCCCUGGCACAGCUCCAGCCACCAGCACCCAUGCCAAGGAAAUCCCAAAUCUCCAAGACCAAACCCAAGAGGGUAAAAGCAAUCUACAACUGUGUGGCAGAUAACCCUGACGAGCUGACCUUUUCAGAGGGGGACAUCAUCGUGGUGGAUGGUGAGGAAGACCAGGAGUGGUGGAUUGGCCACCUGGACGGAGACCCCGGGCGGAAGGGAGCCUUCCCUGUCUCCUUUGUGCACUUUAUCGUCGACUGAGCUGCUGUCGCCGCUGGCCGCAGCCCUGCUCACCGCCAGCAGCACGCAGCUCAGCUUGGCUCUGUUCCAUUUCAUCUCCUUGCCACGGCACUGCCCGAGCCCUAGGUACUGUAGCUCACUUUUUUAAUUGCCAUCCUGCGGAUUCUGGGGGACUUCUAAACCUUUUUGGGGUUUUUUAUACACGUGAGACCUUCUGGCGAGCAGUUUACACUUGAAGACAACACCCAAGAGCUCUUCCUGCCCCCUCCCAAGGUGAGCUGCAAAAGCUUUUGCAGUCCAGCUCCCAUCUCGGUGUGCACAUCACCGCCUGGGCAGCGGUUCUCUUCAUCCUGUCACUGCCCUGCUCUUCUGCCCGUUGUGAGGUGCCCAUGCCACGGCUCAGCCUUGCUUCCCCAGCCAGAGGAACUCUCUGCCUCUCCCAGGGCAGUGAACUUCUCAGCUCUCCACACCCCUCGAAGCGUUGGAACCGCAACAAGCGAGCUGCUGCCUGGUUCCGAGCAGGGCUCCCUCAGCACUUUUUGCCAUCCAGGGUGUCAGGAGCUACAGAAGAAGUGAGUUCAGUUUUGGCCAGGUGGAAGCAUUUUGGCUGCCCACAGGAGCAGCUUUGCUUCCCUCCGGGGUGGAUGUAGAUAUUUGCUGCACGUUAGUCGUUGGGCUUCCUAGUUCUGCUUCCGUGGGCUUCAGCCUGUUUCCUUCCCCCCUGCUGCACGUGUGUCGAGCCUGUGUCUGGAAUGUUCUGUGUGUAGGUGACAGCCCUUUGGGUCCUGGGAUGGGACUGCUGCUGGCUACCCAAUCUGUGGCAAUACUGCUGAGCUGCUCCCUGAGCUGGAGGCCAGGAAAGCUGCACCUCCUGACGUGUGCUGAGCUAGGAUGAUGGAUUGCAGAGCAUUUCCUGCACCUCUCUCAGCAGAGGGCUCAGAUCCUGGACUCCCUCACAUCACUUAGCAAGGUGUUGACAGCGAGAAGCUGUCUGGUAGAACACUACCCCUGGUGGGGGAGGUCAGUAAGGUGCCUGCCCCCUCCCCACGACACUACAUUGGAUCACUUCUGUCUGCCACUACCCUGCUGGUUGUCUGCUCACACCUAUGGUAGCUACACUGGCAUUGAGUUUGCUUGGCCUGAUCUGUGAGCAAGGGCAAGGCCAGGGGGAGCUCCCAGCUGGUUGCUGGGAUACCAAACACCCCCACAGCACCCACCAGCAUCCUUUGGAUGCUUGGAUGCUGGGACCUGGAGCCAGGUUUGGUUCCUGGCUGCGGGGAAGCAGCUGAUGGGAUGGGCUGGGAAAAAGCAGCGUCCAGGUCCUGGUGGCUCUGGUUGUGUUUCUUGGAUCUGGAUUUAUCAAGAGACCUUUCAGUGUCUGACCAAUGCUGGAGGCGUUCAAGGCCAGGUUGGAUGAAGAUCAUUUAGUUCCAACCCCCCAUGCAAAGCCCACGGUGGGGGGUGGGGGGUUGGAACUCGAUGAUCUUCAAGGUCACUCCCAACCCAACCCUGCCUCCCACCUCCUAGCUGCUGGUGCUGCAAACAGGGAACAAACUGGACUGUUGGGAGCUAUUUUAGUUGGAAGCUGAGGCAGUGAGGUGGUUGGACUCGGUGGUCUUCUUGGGUCCCUUCCAACCCCUAACAUCCUGUGAUCCUGUGGUGUUUCCCUAAGCUCCCAGUGAGAGGCCAGCCCUAUCUGAGCACCCCGGGGUGGGGUGGUGGGGGUCGACUCCCUGAGCCAUUCGCGUUUGUGCCACUCUUUUUGUACCUUCCUAACCCCUGCUGAGGAGAGUUUGGAGGGGGCAGAUGUAUUUUGCACAGAUCUCCUGCUGUACAGUAUUUUUAACACAGAAUCUUAACUAGUUGUAAGCCACGACUCCCUCCCACGAGGAUGCAAAACCUUUCCCUCCAGCCCUUCUGCGGGAAGGGGGGAAACACAACUUGAACAGCUUCACAGCUUUGUUAGGGAGCUGCAGAAGGCAACUGCGCAGCACUCAAGGAGUGCAGGCAGAGAAGCCCCUUGAGGACCGACAACCCUCGAGGACCAACAAGGAGCAGCUAAGCAAAAAAAACCAAACAAAAAAGCAUCCCUGGAUUUUUUUUCCAUUCUUCUCCUCUGGCAGAGGGAAGCAAACAAAAUAAAUACAUAAAUUCUAGAAGCUGUAGAUAAUAUUUAUAAUAUUAAAUGAAGACUUUUAAGCCCCAAACGUUGACGUUUCCUACUUUUCAGAUCCGAUUCCAACCACACUUGAACCCCUCCCCCCACCCCUCCCCCGCCGUGAAUAGACAAACUGUCAGGUUGCUGUGUUAACUGCUGACCGAGGAGCCAGUGAGACAAGGAAAUGCAGCUUCCAGCGAGAUGUAAAAUAGUCACUUCCCUUGGGUGCGUUUUUGAGUUGCAGAGCAACUGUACAUAGUGUACAACCUCAGAUCAGCUCUUUAUUUUCCAUGUCCUGGAUGCAGUGAUUUAUAAUUAGAGCAUGAUGGAAGAGAUUGGACUCUUGUUCACCCAGCCUGAGUGUCUGGGAGGAAAACAAAAAUAAAACGACUUUUAAAAUCG
Pogoniulus pusillus (Red-fronted tinkerbird) is the source of this 6047-nucleotide messenger RNA. RefSeq names its product ArfGAP with SH3 domain, ankyrin repeat and PH domain 2 (gene ASAP2). Gene Ontology annotation, cellular component: cytoplasm. Bases 419 to 3508 code for a protein of 1029 amino acids. Gene Ontology annotation, molecular function: protein binding; GTPase activator activity. Lineage: Eukaryota; Metazoa; Chordata; Aves; Piciformes; Lybiidae. The transcript has 28 exons. The record is from RefSeq and is a predicted model, not a curated record. Gene Ontology annotation, biological process: positive regulation of GTPase activity.